Ipomoea triloba (trilobed morning glory) is the source of this 3214-nucleotide messenger RNA. RefSeq names its product 1,4-alpha-glucan-branching enzyme 2-2, chloroplastic/amyloplastic. The transcript is spliced from 22 exons. The coding region runs from base 189 to 2801 and encodes 870 amino acids. The record is from RefSeq and is a predicted model, not a curated record. NCBI's taxonomy places the organism in Eukaryota, Viridiplantae, Streptophyta, Magnoliopsida, Solanales, Convolvulaceae. Gene Ontology annotation, cellular component: cytoplasm. Gene Ontology annotation, biological process: starch metabolic process; glycogen biosynthetic process. Gene Ontology annotation, molecular function: hydrolase activity, hydrolyzing O-glycosyl compounds; cation binding; 1,4-alpha-glucan branching enzyme activity.
AGGGGCCCCACAUCGCUCUCUCUCAUCACGAUACUCUUGGCGCCUUGAACCGAGCGCAAUUGCGACUUGCUAUCACCACUUUGAGAGUGUAAAUCAGCAGAUUUUGUGAAAGGAGCGAACGAUUUCGCCCGCAUUCUUCUCUUUCUGGAUUCAAUCCUUUCCAGAACGGAAAUUGAAGGAAGAGAGAUAUGGUUUACACCCUCUCCGGCCUCCGAUUGCCCGCUGUCGCGCCGGUUUACAAGCAUCUCGGAUCGACCUCGCACGCUGAUCGCCGGAAUGCCAAUCCCUCUCUCUCUCUGAAAAGGAAUUCGUUUUCUUCAUGGAAGAUCUUUGCCGGAAAUACUUCCUAUGAAUCCGAACCCUCUUCUUUUAGAGUUGCAGCAUCAGAGAAGGUCCUUGUUCCUGGUGGCGAGGGCGAGGGAUCAUCGUUUCCAACUGAUCAGUUAGAGGUUGCUGAGGCAUUAUCAGAAGAUACCCAAGUAUGUGUAUCGGCUGACGUGGAUAAUGUGAAGAUGGAAGAGAACAGCAACAGUGAAAGCAAUGUGGAUUUCGUCAAAGUAGCAAGUGAUUCUAAAGAAAGCGUUCAAGAGCAGGAUCACACGUCUUCACUUCAAUUUGAAGAAGAUGGUAAUGUGGAAGUUUCACAAAAACCAGAGACUUUGGAUGACAUCAGUGCUGAAUCUGAAAUGGUGAAAAAGAGGGCCAUUCCUCCACCUGGACUUGGUCAGAGGAUCUAUGAGAUAGACCCUCUCUUGAAAAAUUUUCGUGACCAUCUUGAUUAUAGGUUUUCGCACUAUAGGAAAAUCCGGGAAGCAAUUAACCAGUAUGAGGGUGGCUUGGAAGUAUUCUCUCGUGGCUAUGAGAAAUUAGGUUUCACUCGGAGUGCUACAGGUAUCACCUAUCGGGAGUGGGCUCCUGGAGCCACGUGGGCAACACUCAUUGGAGAUUUCAACAAUUGGAAUCCAAAUGCUGAUGUUAUGACUCGGAAUGAAUUUGGUGUUUGGGAGAUCUUUUUGCCAAACAAUGCAGAUGGCUCACCUGCAAUUCCACAUGGCUCUAGAGUGAAGAUACGUAUGGACACUCCUUCAGGCAUUAAAGACUCUAUUCCCGCUUGGAUCAAUUUCUCUGUACAAGCUCCUGGUGCAAUUCCUUAUGAUGGAAUAUACUAUGAUCCUCCAGAAGAGGAGAGGUACAAAUUUCAACAUCCACGGCCAAAAAGACCAAAGUCACUGAGAAUAUAUGAAUGUCAUAUUGGAAUGAGUAGUCCGGAGCCUAAAAUAAAUACAUAUGCAGAGUUUAGAGAUGAUGUACUUCCUCGUAUAAAGAAGCUUGGCUACAAUGCUCUCCAGAUAAUGGCCAUUCAAGAGCAUUCUUAUUAUGCUAGCUUUGGCUAUCAUGUUACGAAUUUCUUUGCACCAAGCAGUCGUUUUGGGACUCCAGAUGAUCUUAAAUCUUUGAUUGAUAGAGCCCAUGAACUUGGACUGGUUGUUCUAAUGGAUAUUGUGCACAGUCAUGCGUCAAAUAAUACUUUGGAUGGACUGAACAUGUUUGAUGGUACAGAUAGUUGUUAUUUCCACUCUGGAACCCGGGGUUAUCAUUGGAUGUGGGAUUCUCGUCUCUUCAACUAUGGAAACUGGGAAGUACUGAGGUAUCUGCUCUCAAACGCAAGAUGGUGGUUGGAUGAGUACAAGUUUGAUGGGUUCAGAUUUGAUGGUGUGACUUCAAUGAUGUAUACUCAUCAUGGGUUGAGUGUAGGAUUCACCGGAAACUACAGUGAAUAUUUUGGGUAUGCAACCGAUGUUGAUGCUGUGGUGUAUCUGAUGCUCGUCAAUGAUCUCAUUCAUGGUCUCUUCCCUGAAGCCAUAACCAUUGGUGAAGAUGUUAGUGGCAUGCCAACAUUUUGUAUUCCCGUCAGAGAUGGAGGCGUAGGUUUUGACUAUCGGCUUCAUAUGGCAAUUCCCGAUAAAUGGAUUGAGAUUCUCAAGAGAAGAGAUGAGGAUUGGCAAAUGGGUGAAAUUGUUCACACACUUACUAACAGAAGAUGGCUGGAAAAAUGUGUUUCUUAUGCUGAAAGUCACGACCAAGCUCUUGUUGGUGAUAAAACUAUAGCGUUCUGGUUGAUGGACAAGGACAUGUAUGACUUCAUGGCUCUGGAUAGACCAGCAACGCCAGUAAUAGACCGUGGAAUAGCAUUGCAUAAAAUGAUCAGACUUAUAACUAUGGGAUUAGGAGGAGAAGGAUAUCUAAAUUUCAUGGGGAACGAAUUUGGUCACCCAGAGUGGAUUGAUUUCCCUAGAGGUGAACAACGCCUUCCUGAUGGUUCAGUUCUCCCUGGAAACAAUUUCAGCUAUGAUAAAUGCCGUCGUAGAUUUGAUCUGGGUGAUGCAGAUUAUCUAAGAUAUCGGGGCAUGCAAGAAUUUGACCAAGCUAUGCAUCACCUUGAAGAAAAAUAUGGCUUCAUGACGGCAGAACACCAGUACAUAUCACGCCAGGACGAAGGAGAUAGGGUGAUCAUUUUUGAAAGGGGUGACCUGGUGUUUGUCUUCAAUUUCCACUGGACAAAUAGUUAUUCGGAUUACCGUGUAGGCUGCUUAAAGCCGGGAAAAUAUAAGGUAGCCCUGGACUCUGACAGUCCGCUGUUUGGAGGCUUUGGCCGAGUUCAACCCGAUGCAGAAUUUUUCACAUUCGAAGGGUAUCACGAUGAUCGUCCUCGUUCCUUCAUGGUGUACGCACCCAGUAGAACUGCAGUGGUGUACGCUCUAGUGAAGGAGGAGGACAAAGCAAAACCAGUUGAGGAAUGAGCUUUUGAGGUGCACUCCAUGGACGGUGGACGCCAUUUUGAUGCCAACACGCCCAUCAUCCUCUCAUACCAAAAACGCGCUCCAUGUUGAAACACAGCAGUCGCCAGCCAUGAACAUAACUUCGCUUGCCAACUCUCCUCUCCAUUCUUUCAUUCCAAACCGGACCAAAAAUGCAUCAGAUGGAGAGAGCAUGGUAAGGAUGAAAUUAAAGCUCGGAUAAAUUAGCGAGGAAGCAGUAGUUAGUGUCUUCUCCACUCUCGUUUCUAUGAUUUCUUGCUUUUCCAUUCUGUAAAAUCUGCUCUGUAUUUUCUGUAUUGCCAUAACUUCUCUUGGCAUGUAUUUCCCAGCAGAUAAUAUUUGUUGGCUAUAAUGCUAAGAUUAAGAGGAAAAUAAAAACUGCAUUUCAUUCUCCA